Messenger RNA from Nakaseomyces glabratus, 300 nucleotides. RefSeq lists its product as uncharacterized. The record is from RefSeq and is a predicted model, not a curated record. Lineage: Eukaryota; Fungi; Ascomycota; Saccharomycetes; Saccharomycetales; Saccharomycetaceae.
AUGAAGACUACGAAAAGUUCAAAUGGAAGUUAUUAUCAUGAUCUGAGGCGUGCAUUACGUAUUGGUGUAUUAUUUAUACUUAUUUCACUGCUAUUCACUUCUCGAUUGAGAAAUAUAGUACAGCAGUUUUUGAAUAUGUUUGGUAGAGUACGAAGUGGUUACUCGAUAGAAGAUGUCAACCAUGUACCGAUAUUCUCUGAGCCAGAUUUUGAUGGUGUGGAUGUGCAUACAGUAGACAUUAAGAGAUUAAUAAUGUUUUUAGUGGUAUUUUUUUCAUUAGCCAUUCCUUUCGUAUUUUAG